AUGGAGUACAAAUUAGAAAUUUUGAGCUACUUACUCAUUUUUAAAAAAAAGAAUGAACGAAUUGCAAAGUUCGACGAGCAAAUAAAAACCUGCAUUAACAUAUUCGAAAAAGUGUUAAUCGACGAGGAGGAAUUGGCUUACUUGUUCGAAAAAAACAUUUUAGACAUUAACCCUUGUGUUCGCUCCCUAUGUUGGAAGCUAGCUCUAAAGCACCUCAGUUUAAAUACGAGCAAGUGGAAUGAAGAACUUUGCGAAAAGAAGAAGUUGUAUGAGGAUUAUAUAAAAUGCUUUAUACUGAAUCCGCCCAGGGGGGGGCAAAAUGGCGCAGAGGGAGUGGGCGCAGAAAAUGAAGCAAUCGCAGCAGGGGCCAAAUUGGGUGGAGACGACCCCAAUGAAGAUACACCUUCUACCAAUUUGGACGACGACUCAGACGCGAACUUCAUAAACUCCGAAUUGUUCAGCCAAAUUAAUAAGGACACGUUUCGAACCAGACCAGAGCUGUCUUUUUUUAAUUUGAACCCACAGCAAACGAUUAAUAAUAAUGUAAAAAUAUUGAACAGUUUAAUUAGUAUAGAAGAAUUUGAAGAAGAUGUAGAAGAGGAAAUACCUUCUCUAGUCAACAUAAAUGAGAUGACAAAGGGGCCCUCCGACGAGACAGAAUAUCAAACAAAGAAUGUACAACACGAAAAAGAAGAAACCAUUAAUGGUAUGAGAAUUGAACACCAAGAAGAAAAUGAAGAAAUUCGUCCCCUUGUGGAUGAAAUAUCCGAAAAAUUUACAACCAAAUCAAAGAAAGAUGAAAAAAUAUGCCAACAAAAAAUCAACUAUGAACAUUCCUUUGGUGAUCAUUCAGCUGAUGUUUGUGACAUUGUUAACCCUAAAAGGCAUUACGAUCUUUUGUGUAGAAUUCUGUUCAUUUAUGCAAAGAUUCACCCCUAUGUUAAAUACGUCCAAGGGAUGAAUGAAAUUUUAGCUCCCCUAUAUUUUAUUAUUUUUAAUGACCCAUUAUGUAACUGCUCUAUACAGGGAGAAGCGGAUACCUUUUUCUGCUUCGUCGAGUUAAUGCAAAAACAGAAAGAUAUUUUUUGUGAGGGGUUGGAUAACACAGAUGAUGGAAUUAAUGGAAAGCUGAAAAAGUUUUCCCUCUUGUUAAGAAUAAAAGAAUAUGAACUAUGGAAAAAAUUGUAUACACUGAAAAUAGAAACGCAAUAUUAUGCUUUAAAGUGGAUUCUUUUAUUACUUACUCAGGAGUUUGACAUGGCAGAUACAAUUAUAUUAUAUGACCACUUCAUAAUUAAUAAUGAUGAGAACUUCAUUCUCUAUAUAUGUCUAGUAAUUUGUGCGAAACUGAAGAGUUCCCUUUUGUGUGGGAAUUUCACUGUGAACCUCAAACUUUUGCAAAAUAUCCCUCCAUUUGAUCCUUACGAUAUAAUUUAUGAAGCUAAAAGUUUAAUGAGCCAAGAUUUUAAAAACGGGUUUAACAUUACAGAUGUGUAUAACCAGUAUUAUGGACAAAGGAAAAGAAUAAAUUCUUUGGGAAGUUUACAAAAUUGCAGUAGUAUUGCCGAGGAGGAUAUAUCUUCUUUUGAAAAUUUGUACGGCAUGGACGAGGGAGAAAGUGGCCCCAGGCGCGGGUCUAUACUCAACUCCCUUCGCAAUAAAUCCAUUGUACAAAAUAUUAAGAACUAUAUAAGUAACAAAAUGGAUAUGGCAAAAAGGGAAAAUGAUGAUUUGGACUUCGAUGAGUUAUGA
This is a messenger RNA of Plasmodium knowlesi strain H, 1752 nucleotides long. RefSeq lists its product as uncharacterized. The record is from RefSeq and is a predicted model, not a curated record. The coding region runs from base 1 to 1752 and encodes 583 amino acids. Lineage: Eukaryota; Apicomplexa; Aconoidasida; Haemosporida; Plasmodiidae. Gene Ontology annotation, molecular function: GTPase activator activity. The transcript has a single exon. Gene Ontology annotation, biological process: activation of GTPase activity; intracellular protein transport.